GCUGCCAUCUUGAGUGUGGCUGAGGAAGUCUCCGUGCCAACUGUUUCUGCCAGAUCCCUUCCUCACAGAAUAGGCGAAUCCAUCCGCGCUGCGUGUCUCCCCAAACGCUCUCGCAGCCAGGACCACAAAUCAGAGACUUGAGCCAGGACCAAGGGGGAGUCUCUCUCAAGGUCAUUGCAUGCAUCCCCAUGUCUUUAUGAAAAAAAAUCCUUCCUCCUUCGGAUUCUCCCCAGAGAAACUCAAUUUGGGGAGAGGGGUUUUCCUUCCUUUUUUAGUUUCCUGUGGCUCUUCACUGGCUGAUAAAUCCGACUUCCUUCUCAGAAAUACCGCCCAGUUCACGAUAGAGCUGCCUAGAGGAGUCAAUGCAAGAUGGUUGUAAAUCCUCUAAACCCACCGGCCAGGGCUCGGGGCUUAGUCUGCACUCAGUGAACUAGCGGCAGGCUCCCAGGAAACCCUUCCCAGAGCCUCUCCCCAGCCAUGGACAGCCCCAGCCUUCGAGAGCUCCACCAGCCUCUGCUGGCGGGUAUGGGCUGCGGGCCCCCCAUCCAGAAGCCUGGUGAGCCCCAGCUGGGGCCUCCCUUUGGAGAGAUAGCCUUUGCUGAGGCCCUGAGGGGCUGGCAGCAACUCCCACCUCCUCUUCCCUCUGUGAGCGCUGGUCUUGGGGAGCCAGGGCCCCCUGACCUUGAGGACGCAUCAUCCAGUGACAGCGACUCGGACUGGGAUGGGGGCAGCCUUCUCUCCCCGCUCCUACCCCACGACCACCUCGGCUUGGCCGUCUUCUCCAUGCUCUGCUGUUUCUGGCCUGUGGGCAUUGCUGCCUUCUGCCUGGCCCAGAAGACCAACAAGGCUUGGGCCAAGGGGGACGUCCAGGGGGCAGGGGCUGCCUCCCGCCGCGCCUUCCUGCUGGGGGUCCUCGCCGUCGGGCUGGGCGUGUGCACAUAUGCGGCGGCCCUGGUGACCCUGGCCGCCUACCUGGCCUCCCGAGAGCCACCCUAGCCGCCCCUGCGGCCCGUGAAUCAGGGGCCACACCCGCCUCCUUCCUGGCCGCCACAACGAGAUUAAACGCCAGACGCUCUCGAAGCCAAA
Messenger RNA from Hyaena hyaena (striped hyena), 1086 nucleotides. RefSeq names its product transmembrane protein 91 (gene TMEM91). NCBI's taxonomy places the organism in Eukaryota, Metazoa, Chordata, Mammalia, Carnivora, Hyaenidae. Gene Ontology annotation, cellular component: intracellular membrane-bounded organelle; membrane. The transcript has 5 exons. The coding region runs from base 478 to 996 and encodes 172 amino acids. The record is from RefSeq and is a predicted model, not a curated record.